Molecule: messenger RNA, 1689 nt
Organism: Paramuricea clavata
Lineage: Eukaryota; Metazoa; Cnidaria; Anthozoa; Malacalcyonacea; Plexauridae
Source: the annotation of a GenBank genome assembly
AUGGACGUGUGUACAGCGAGCUCCGAUAAUGAACUCAGCAAUGGCUGCGAUAUUGAAGCAAAACAUAAGAAUAAUGCAGUAAACUAUCUUAUAGUAAACGAAAAGGGCAAAUUUAAAUGGAUUGGUUCCUUCGAAGAACUUAAAAUAUUAAUGAACGAGCUCACAGAGAAGGAUUUAAAAUGGACAUCGCCGGGUGGCCAUUGUAAAUUGUUAGAAUUAGACGAAGCCGAAAUCAGAUGGUAUUCGAACAAUAAAUCACUCACUAUUAGCGGAAAAGCAAGCGACGAUAUUAAGUCUCAACUACGGAUUCUUGCUGACUUAUCUCGGGCUGAUACUGAAGCAACCGAUGAAGGAAACGACAACGGUAAAGACGCCGUGAUCGAUAAUACUAAUGGCGAAGAACCAGGGGGAGCAAACAACAAUGUUAAAGACGACGUGGUCGAUAGCAAUAUGACAAACGACAGAUUCAGAGAAACAUUGAAUUCUACCGUGCGAGAGCUUGAAGUGAGACUAGAGCGUAAGAUCAACGAGCUUGCUAGCGAAAUAAACGAGACAAGAAUAGAUUUGUACAACGAAAAAAUGAUCAGAGGCGAAAACGAAGUUCGGAACAAAUCUAUAAACAAUGAACAGUCAUCGAAUUUGAAAGGAUUUCUCGCAAAACAGAACGACAGUCUAAAGAAAGAAAAUGAUCAACUUAAAGAACAAAUUAAUAACUAUAAGUGUAUCACGUCUGAUCUCAACCAAAAAGUGAAAGACUUAGAUAACGAAAGAAGCAGCUUAAUCACGGUUAUUAAAAUUUUACAAAGCGAGCAAGAACAACACAAAACUGAGGCAUUGUCAUCGUGGAAUGUCGUAAACAGACACAAGAAAAGCACUAAAAGCCGAAACGCCUUAGAACAAAAUCCCAGUGGAAAACAUCAACGACAGGAUUUGCAAUUACAAAAUCAAUUCAUUGAUCUGAGUGAUUGCGAAAGCGACGGCAACGAAAGCAACACAGAUAUAUCAGCCAAACAUGGAGACAAGCCAAGGCAAAGCGGAGACAAACCAAACCAACGCCGAAGCGGGCAAAAUAGUCGAAAGAUCGAAAGACGCCAGCAAUCCAAAGGAAACAUACAAGAUCGUCAAUCAAAUUUGGACGAAAGGAAAGAUAAAAGCGAACCCAAAGCGACAAAACAAAGGCAACCUAACAUUGUAAUCUUAGGGGAUUCAAUGUUAAAACAUUUGAAUCCCCGACGAAUUCAGCAAGGAAUUGACCAAAAGAUAUCAAUAAAAACCUUUCCUGGAGCUGGUGUUGACGAAAUGACCCACUAUGUUAAACCGACGCUCCAAAAGAAACCAAAGCAUAUUAUCCUGCACAUAGGUACCAAUGACCUGCAAACGAAAUCGCCAGAUGCGUUAAUUAAAGCUGUAACAAAACUUGGAGAGGCUAUAACGCAAGAAAUAAGUGGUAUCGAGCUUACGCUGUCGGAAGUCAUCACAAGAACGGACGAUUUGCAACUUGCUGAUAAGGUAAACAUUUACAAUAAUAAAUUAGACAAUCUAUGUACUGAACGCAAUUGGGGAUUUAUUACACAUAAAAGUAUCACUAAGACUCAUUUAAAUAGCUAUGGUUUGCACUUAAACCAAAGAGGAACAACUGCACUGGCAAGAAACAUAAAACAGUUUUUAAAAAAUCAAUCCUUAAAUUGA